AUGUCUUGGCGUCAAAGAAAAAUACCCCUAUCUAUCUACAGAGGAGGAACCUCUAGAGCACUGUUUUUUCAUAAAAAAGAUAUCCCUGUAGAUCCAGUUCUCCGUGAUAAAGUUUUGAAGAGAGCUAUGGGAACACCGGAUCCUGAUCAAAUCGAUGGUUUGGGAUCAGGUGUAAGCACACGGUCUAAGGUGGCUAUAAUUUCAAAAUCAAACAAUCCUGGAGUUGACAUUGAAUACACAUUUGCACAAAUAGGUAUAGCAGAUGAUACUGUGGAUUACGAUGCCAACUGUGGAAACAUAUCGUCCGCGGUAGGUCCUUUUUCUAUUGAUGAAGGGCUUGUUAGUACAUUCCUACCUGGAAAAACAAUUAAUGGUGGAAUCAAUACUCAGUUAGUUAGAAUAUUUAAUACGGGAACCCAAAAAAUGAUAUAUUCACAUGUUCCUAUCAAUUCUGAAGGAAUAGUUCAAUUUGAAGGAGAUUUUAAGGUUGAUGGUGUUCCAGGUAAUGGCGCCCCAAUUUUGAUAGAUUGGAAAGAUACCGUUGGAGCUUCGAGAAACUUAGGGCCAUUACCAACUGGAAAUCCUAUCAAUUUCAUUAAUGUCCAAGGAGUUGAUAUCCCAGCAACAAUCUGUGAUGUUGGAAAUAUUGCGGUUUUUGCAAAAGCAUCCGAUUUUGGCUUGACGGGAUCUGAGAGUAGACAAGAAAUUGACAAUAACCUGGAUAUUGAUAGAAUGUUGAGAAUAUUUCGAUCUAAGGCUGCCGAGCUUGUAGGAAUGACUGAUGAUUGGAAGAAAGUUGUGGAUGAAACUCCAUUCACUCCAUUUAUUGUUUUACUUUCUUCUGUAUCUGAAAGUACUCCAGAGAUGGACAUUCAAGCGCGCUUAAUAUUAAAAAACCAUUGUCAUCCGUCAUUGGCAGCUAGUGGAGCUAUCUGUAUUGCAGCAUGCAGUCGAAUACCUGGAACUGUACUAAACAACAUGAUUUCUAAAGAAUCACUUUUAAAAGAUCAUAUCAAAAUUUCUCAUCUAAAAGGAAGUUUAACAGUGUGGGUAGAGACUGGAGAAUCGCAAACAUCGAAAAACACACAUUUUGAAGUACUUGCAAUUGGAAGAACUGCUCGAAAAAUAUUAGAUGGAUACGUCUAUAUACCUGAGACUGUUUGGGAAAGUUAG
This is a messenger RNA of Magnusiomyces paraingens, 1173 nucleotides long. RefSeq lists its product as uncharacterized. The transcript has a single exon. The coding region runs from base 1 to 1173 and encodes 390 amino acids. The record is from RefSeq and is a predicted model, not a curated record. NCBI's taxonomy places the organism in Eukaryota, Fungi, Ascomycota, Dipodascomycetes, Dipodascales, Dipodascaceae.